Molecule: messenger RNA, 2183 nt
Organism: Rhodofomes roseus
Lineage: Eukaryota; Fungi; Basidiomycota; Agaricomycetes; Polyporales; Fomitopsidaceae
Exons: 5
Coding region: 1-2043 (680 amino acids)
Source: RefSeq, a predicted model, not a curated record
AUGGCGAUCCAGUCGUCGCCUUUGUGCACACUCCCUCUCGAGCUCUUAGUGGAGGUCGCCCUGCAGGUUGCACUCCUUCGCACGCCUGCAGGCCCGCCUUCAGAUAUCGUCUCCUUGCUCCUGUCGUGCAAGGAAAUCCACGACUCGCUCUCGUUCGCGCACUGUGCGACGCUUUAUGCACGCAUCUACCAAAGCAACUUCGACAUCCGUGCUCCCCGUCGCCGCAUGGACAGCGACGACCUACAUGCCCAGAACUACGCCGCACAGCUUAGGAAGUGCUGCAUCGCUCUCAAGCGUUUACGUCGUGGUGACCUCGAAUCCGAGUUUCUUCAAGAUGAUCUCUGGACCGCUUGGUUGAUGGCUUUGGAGAACGACGGCAAGAAUGGCGAACAGUUAGACUGGGCAGGCCUAGACGAUGUCUUACGUCGGUUCAUCCUGGAAAAGCUGUGGGAGGUCCACGAACCCGAUGACUGGCCCCAGGAGAGUGCUGUAAAUGCCCUUGCCAUAUGGCUGUUCUGGUAUAGACUGAGCUCAGAUAAACUCUAUGCUCUAUCAAACGAACAACGUUCCGCUAUUCUUGAACUCGUUCGUCCAUAUGCGCUCAUAGCUCCCCGGUAUCCCUCCUUUCAUGCACCAGAUUGUCAUUUCGUGUUGCCUAUGCGGCCGGACAGGGCACUGCUCACCGAACGGCAGAAAGUGCCCACGCCGCACGGCUUCUGGCCGUUGUACCGCAUCCCCGAAGAUCACUCAGUCAAGCAUUACGGCAAUCAGCUAUACAUUACCGAACCACUUCUCGCUCUGGGGGCUCAGCUGCUCUUCUUCACGCUGUACUGGCAACCGUUAAUCAUCCCACCGAAUAUGCCAGCGAACCGUGCCGAUGCGGAGUCUCGUGGACGCACGGGCGUUGGCGAGACGCGAGCUGAUCUCGAGGAGUACAAUGCGUCGUCUCCUGUGAAGUUGUUGGAGAAGGGCGACUGGGAUUGGGAUCGUGACCUCAGCGUCGAAGAACGCGAACGAGAGGAUGCGCCGCGGUGGCGAAGGGGCAUGCGUAGCCCUAGCGCGAGGUGGGAGUGCGAUUACAAUCGCCUGAUAGGUUGCGUGGACCCGUACCGCCCCAGGCCGAUGUUCGUCGCCACCUACGAAUUCGGGACCCUCACCGGCCUCUGGAAGGGUUUGCACCUCAGCCCUCAUCCCGAGCAAUACUUUGCGGCCGUCCGAUCCGUCAACUUUCCCGCUGAUUUCUCCGCUGAGAAUCCACACGUCUUCAUGCACCCGGUCUACUUACAACUUCGGGAACAUCACUCUAUAUCACCUGCUCGACGUGCCCCUUGCGGCGGAAAACCUAACGAUAACGAUGACGGCAUCAAUCAUGCUUGGUUGCCGUCCUCUCAUGAGCUCCGUGAAGCGAACGGCAUCGUGCGUCUGCGCGAUCUUCAGCGUCUCAGUGAACCAGCAGCCGUAUAUGAGACCUACGUCGAGGGUCGGAAGAACUCGCACGACCCGGAGACCUGCAAUGUCUGCGUCGCGAAACAGAAGGCGGCCGACGCGAUACUGACUGCGAAGGUGGAGAGACACCAGAAGAAAGCGUCGGGUGGCGCUUCACCUUCUCACGGCGAACGAGAACUCGAGAACACGCGAUCAUCGAUCAGCGCUGUCUUAGGCCAAGACGUUGACAACUUGCUCGGUGACGUGUUGAGGGAAGAUUCCCCGUCUUCAUCGGAGGACGAUGAUUACGAAGGAGAGUAUACGAUUGGGAGGGAAGUUACGUGCGUGGGCGUCCAGGAUAUCAUCAUCACCGGCGAGACUCGACCCCACCAUGGCGAUGCCUGGUAUCAUUUCCAGUGCUAUGGUCGCAUUCGUCAAUGGGACGGUCUCGUUGCUCUCGUCCGUGUACCUCAACGACCGCCCGGCCACUUCGGCGUGUACAUCUUUCGCGGCUACAUCGUCGGAGGGCGGAACUUCGUUGGAUCUUGGCGAGUGCGGACCGCAAAUACCCUUGCAAUACCGCUGGAGGGGCCUUUCAUCAUGAGCCGGGUGGAAUGAAUGUGGUGGUCUGGCAGUGAGGAAUCCUUUUCUUGAAUUGAGGUCGACGGAGCAAGAAACUUCAUCUAUGCCAAUUGCGGACAGGGUAGAACCCAAGGAGUCCCGUAGGUUGUGCUCGAUUAGUCCAUGUCAUGAACCGA